AUGGGCGCAUCGCACUCGACUGGCGGCAGGGCAGCCGAGGGGCAGGCGGGCGGCGAGCUCAGGACGAGCUACUACGACCUGCUUGGCGUGGAGCGGGCGGCCACGCAGGACGAACUCAAGAAGGCCUAUCGCAGGAAAGCACUCGAGCUGCACCCCGACCGCAACUAUGGCGACGUCGAGCGCACCACCGCCCUCUUCGCCGACGUCCAGCACGCCUACCAGGUGCUUUCCGACGCGCAGGAACGCGCCUGGUACGAUGCCCACGAGCGCGACAUCCUGCGCGGCGGCACCGGCGAGGCCGCGGGCGAGGACCACUACCAGGGCAACAUGAAGGUCACGACGCCCGAGGACAUCGCGCGCAUGAUGGGCCGCUUCAGAAGCAACGUCGACUACACGGAUGCGCCCAGUGGCUUCUUUGGCUUCGUGCGCCACACGUUCGAGCAGCUGGCCAAGGAGGAGGACUAUGCUGCCGACUACGAGGACAUGACCAUCCCCCACUACCCCUCCUUUGGCCACAAGGACGACGACUACGAGGGCGUGGUGCGCGACUUCUAUGCCGCCUGGGAUGGCUUCGCAUCGGUAAAGAGUUUCGCGUGGCUUGAUGUCUACCGCCUGUCAGACGCCCCCGACCGUUACACCCGCCGCCUGGCAGACAAGGAGAACAGGAAGCACCGCGACGACGGCCGGAGGGAGUUCAACGACGCGGUCAGGACGCUGCUGGCUUUCGUACGCAAGCGCGACCCUCGAUACACGCCCGAUACACGAUCUGCCGACGACAAAGCCAAGGCACAGCGAGAGCUCAGGAAGGCACAGGCUGCACGAGCUAGGGCAGAGCUGAACGCAAAGCUGGAGCGCGAGGCACAAGACCUUCCCAACUGGGCCACCGAGCGACCGCCGAGCGAACUGGACGAGUCGGAAGAGGAGCUUGUGGAAGAGCACUUCGAAUGUGUGGCAUGCAACAAGACCUUCAAGAGCGAGCGACAGUACGAGGCGCACGAGAAGAGCAAGAAGCACCAGAAGGCUCUCAAGGACCUCAAGAGGAAGAUGCAAAAAGACAACGCACAUCUGGAUCUGGACGACUACCGAGUCAGCAGUGGAAUCAUCACGCCUGCAGAGCAUGGUGGAGACGAAAUUGCAGCAGACUCAGAUACUGUCCCAGCGACCAACGACAGCAUUGAUGAUAUCACAACAAAGGCCCAAAACCUUGAACUGCACGAGACAGACAUAGACGCAGGAAACGAUACCACCACAAAGGCCCAAAACCUUGAACUGCACGAGACAGGCAUAGACGCAGAAAAGGAACCCGAAAGCAAAACGCCGUCUUCGACCACCCACGACGCACCUAGCCCAACAAACGCCCCAAAAGAGGAAGAGUACGACAACAACGACGACGAUGACGAGUACGCCACACGUUCUGCCAUCGAAACUCGCCUCGCCCCCCUCGCAUCCUCAUCUACCUCGACCCCCCAGCCAGGCACCGAAACACCCGACACCGACAGCACCGGCGCCCAGGGACCGAAAAUGGGCGCCGCAGCCAAGAAGCGAGCCAAGAAGGCCGCAAAGCAAGCCGAGACCGAGUCAGCCGGUGCUGAGCACAAGUGCAUAGGGUGUGACGCCUCCUUCCCGUCCAAGACGAGGCUGCACGACCACCUCAAGAGCAAUCCAAAACACGCGGCGCUGAAGACGACUACGAAGCCUGGGGGUAAGAGAGGGAAGAAGAAAUGA
Messenger RNA from Ascochyta rabiei, 1725 nucleotides. RefSeq lists its product as uncharacterized. Gene Ontology annotation, molecular function: nucleic acid binding; zinc ion binding. The coding region runs from base 1 to 1725 and encodes 574 amino acids. The transcript is spliced from 2 exons. NCBI's taxonomy places the organism in Eukaryota, Fungi, Ascomycota, Dothideomycetes, Pleosporales, Didymellaceae. Gene Ontology annotation, cellular component: cytoplasm. The record is from RefSeq and is a predicted model, not a curated record.